UCACGUCAGGGUCUGAAGGCUGCAGAUGCUUCGCUUCCACCACGCGCCCUCGGUGUCGUCCGUCCUCGCCUGUUAUCCUGCGUCUGCUCAGAACUCCGCCCCUCCUCGCUGUGAGGCGCACUGAGUUUUAAAUGGUGGUGACAGUUCAAAGUAAGCAGGCCGUCGUGGUUGAGCAGUCUGACCUUUGGCCUUGGCUCGGCCCGACAUUUUGUAAACACGGCUCAGAUUAUCACAUUUUUAUCUGCUCGGGGUGCCUAAGAUCUGGGAUUGACUGUCUUUAUAAUGAGUCUACAUCUGGGAAACGUCUGACAUCAUCACUGAUCAUACAGCAGCAUUCGCUGGUGACUUGAGGGGGAACACAUUUGCAUGCUGGGUAUUUUAAUUUCCUGUGUGAGGACCCUGGGCAUGCCAUUCUGCUCCAAAGCCGGGAGGAAUGAAGCAGGACCCAUCUGCGCCGCGCCUCUGCAACCAUGUUCGGAGCUGCUGAUGUGAAGCUGUGCGGCACCGCCCUCCUGCUGGUCCCGGGAGUGAUCGCCAACGUCUUCAACCUCGGGGUCAUGCUGCGGCAGCAGUGGAGGUCCGGAGGUGUGAAAACUGUGGCCAUCAUCAUCUGCUUCAUCUCACUGGGCAACAUCCUGCUGCAGAUCUCCACCUUCGUGCUCGCAGCCUCGGUGUGGGCCGGGGUGCUCUGUUGGCCGGACCUACCUUUCUUCUUCUGUGUCGUCCUGUUCAUGUGGCUCAGCAGCAGCUCCGUCAGCUUCUGGUCCGUCGCCUGGCUGAGCGUUUUCUACUGCAUGAGAGUUCUGAGCUUCUCCUCAGUUCUUUUCAGAACGCUCAAGGAGAACAUCGCAACCGUCCUGAACGUCACCAUGGUGGUGACCCUGCUGACCUCCUGCGUGAUGUUCACUCCUUUCUUCAACCUCCAUUUCCAAAGCAAAACUCUUCAGAACAUGACAGAAAAGCUGGCUUGUGUCAUCAGAAAGCCUCUGCUCCCCAACUGGGUGGACAUCAAUGUUUAUGUGAUCAUCUUCAUCAGUUACCUCACCCUGAUGCCGCUGAUGAUCAUGCUCCCGACGUCGCUGCGGCUGGUCGUCUACCUCUGCAAACACAGCUUGGCCAUGCAGAGCAGCUCUCACACUGCAGACUCGUACCUGCUCGUCUGUCGGCUGACGGUGGCUCUGGUCUGGGUUUACCUCACCACACUGCUCACCAUCUCCCUCUACUAUUUCCAUGCCAUCUUCGCCUCUGGGCUGAGCGCGGACAUGCUCAUCCUCGGCUUGUCAUUUUACUGCGUGGCUUCUGCGAUCCUCCUCACCUGCUCCAACAAAAACCUGAGAGAGAAGCUCAGAGUGUUAUUUUUUAGAGGAAAGGCAACAAACACGAUGGGCAGGAGGAGUGCUGAAGAUAAGAGUGGAGUAACGGCCACGGUUUGACUGAACAUGUGUCCUGCAUCUCGUUUUGUUGUCUACACACUGAAUUAUGUACGCUUCUUGUUCAUUAAAACUGCUCUAAGUGCUGUCGUCAUUUUAGCUUACUUCCUACCCAUUUUGCAGUUAGCAAUUCCCAGCAAUUCCAGACAGAGGAGCAAACAGGAGGAUCCUGCUCUCAGACAGGACCGCCUAUUUAUGAAGUCCUCUGCCCUGAUUGGAUGAAGGGGGCAGGGAUACAUGAAAAAGUCUCCCCUGUUUCACUGCACAAGUGGGUGGAGGAGAGACAUGGGUCACUGACCAAAUCCUCUAUAACAGUGAUUACUUAUUUUAAUAAAAAUAUAUCACUUACAGCAGCUUUAAAUUAUGUGAAUGUUUUCAUUAAAAACAUUAAA
Acanthopagrus latus (yellowfin seabream) is the source of this 1822-nucleotide messenger RNA. RefSeq names its product taste receptor type 2 member 40. The coding region runs from base 471 to 1433 and encodes 320 amino acids. Gene Ontology annotation, cellular component: membrane. Gene Ontology annotation, biological process: G protein-coupled receptor signaling pathway; sensory perception of taste. NCBI's taxonomy places the organism in Eukaryota, Metazoa, Chordata, Actinopteri, Spariformes, Sparidae. The transcript has 2 exons. The record is from RefSeq and is a predicted model, not a curated record. Gene Ontology annotation, molecular function: G protein-coupled receptor activity.